GGUCGGUUUAGCUUGUCCCACAAGAUACUCCGUACAUGGGAAAUAUUUGGGUAAAUAGCAAAUAGGAAGGUGAGAGGGUGAAAGGAAAAUAAUAUAAACUUAGGGAAGCUGUGCGCGGACAUAAAACAGUUAUGGCUGCAUGCAGAUGAAGCGGCAGCUCAAUACAUGCCCUGAGCGAAAUAACUACUCGUUUAAAAUCAGAGCUUAUAGAAGGCCGAAUCCAUGCUCUCUGAUGAACUGGACUCAAAGCCUGAGCUGCUGGUCGAGUUUGUACAGAAGGCCUCAAUCCCCCUCGGUCAAGGACUGGAGGAGUGUGACCCGAAAGAGACCUGUCUACCUCUCCAUCCAACUACAGAUACCUCCUUAUGUAGCCAGCUGCACCUUGCAGACAACAGCCUGAGCCAUGCAGCCUCCCCAUCCUUGUCAGACUAUGAGGGCGAGAGGGAGCAACUGGUGGUUCAGCUUCAGUCCCACCGAGGCGUGGCCCUCACCUCCAGCCCCAGCCCCCCACCCAUCCUCCACGACCUGCAGCAGUCUGAUAGCACCUCCUUUAUCUUGCUUAACCUGGCCAAAGGGCUGGCAGCUUCAACCGAACCGCUGGUGUUCGUCCAGGACGAGGCGGAGCAGGAGGUCUCUGCAGGCGAGAGCGGGGAUGGCACCACGCCCUGGUACCUGCGAGUGCAGGAGCUGGCCCAUGACAGCCUGAUCGCGGCAACCCGGGCACAGCUGGCCAAGGAUGCCAAGGCCAGCAACAUCAGUGAGCACCUGCACAGUUAUCCGUCUGAGGGUCCAAAGAAAGACACACUUCCCCCAGAAACCCGCAUCCCUGCAGAAAAGACCCUCAGGUGCACCUUUGAGGGCUGCCGGAGGACCUUCACCUGGCCUGCCCACCUCAAGUACCACCUCAAAACACACAAGAACGACCGCACGUUUCGGUGCUGCGCUGAGGGUUGUGGGAAGAGCUUCUACGUGCUGCAGAGGCUGCAGGUGCACAUGAGGACGCACAAUGGGGAGAAGCCCUUCGUGUGCCCUGAGAAGGGCUGUGGCAAGAAGUUCACCACGGCCGGGAACCUCAAGAACCACAAGCGCACACACACCGGGGAGAAGCCAUUCCUAUGCGAAGCAGAUGGAUGUGGGCGCUCCUUCACAGAGUACUCCAGCCUACGCAAGCACAUGCUGGUGCACUCAGGAGAGAAGCCUCAUCAGUGCAGUAUCUGCGGGAAGACCUUCUCCCAGAGCGGCAGCAGAAACGUCCACAUGAGGAAGAGGCACAGCGACGCGCCGGCCGGCAUCCAGGCCAGAGACACGGGUAACGCUGCCCACGAGCCUCCACACCCCAACCCCCGGCCAAAGGUGGUGGUAUUGUCAUACUGCAGUGGCAUCUUUGUCGCGAUUCCCCCAGGAGAGGCGCUCACGCACAGCAGUCUGCUCGAGGACCGCGGGGUGGUGGGUGACAGCAUGGUCACUAUGACAACAGCGCUGGAGCCCAUGAACCUUCACCACGCGAUGCUGAGAGCACAAGGAGACACUUUGGGAGGUAAUGGACCCUCUGCCUCAAUGGUGGUCCUCUCGCAGUCACAUGACCUGGUCACCAUGGCAACAGGAGGGCAUGGCUACGGAGAAGAGGUGGUUGCUCUGCUGCAGUAGCAUGUUUCUAUCUGAACUCUUUCAGUGUAGGAUACAAAUUAUUCAUUGAAUUUAAUACGGUAGUCACAGUUUUAUGAAGGCUGUUUCCACCUGUAAAUAAAUAGAAUCCAGGAAAUAAUUUUCAGCUCUCAAACUAGAAGACAGAAUGUACAGUUUCUGUUAUUAAUGGACAGGUGUGGUAUAUAUGGUUAUGGUGAUGGUAUUUCAAUAGGUACAGUUUCCUAUUGUUCAGAUACCUCAGCUCUGGAUUGAGCUAAAUGCAUAACUGAUGCAUUUAAGCAGUGUAAAUUCUGGCCAUUUCUAGACUUCUGUGGGUACCUGACCUGUUGAGUAUUCAGCAAUAUUUAUUUAUUGAAAUUUAGCUGAAGGAAUAAGCUUACCUGUAUAACCAUGCUGAAAAUUCCAUCAAUCAGAAAGAGUAUAUGUAUAUACAGGUACAUAUAUCUCUUUGUAUCAUCAUGCAAUACAGUAAGGUGGCUUAUGAGAGACUUUGAGUACUUAAGCAACAUUAUAAAUACAGCAGAGAACAUAAUAAACCUGCUUAUACAAAAUGGCAUAUGAAGAUGAUGGAAUUUGAUUAAAUGUAUGAAUAAAUAUGA
Conger conger (European conger) is the source of this 2246-nucleotide messenger RNA. It is a transcript of the gene znf410, whose product is annotated as zinc finger protein 410. Gene Ontology annotation, biological process: regulation of transcription by RNA polymerase II. The record is from RefSeq and is a predicted model, not a curated record. Gene Ontology annotation, molecular function: DNA-binding transcription factor activity, RNA polymerase II-specific; RNA polymerase II cis-regulatory region sequence-specific DNA binding. Lineage: Eukaryota; Metazoa; Chordata; Actinopteri; Anguilliformes; Congridae. The coding region runs from base 223 to 1647 and encodes 474 amino acids. The transcript has 12 exons. Gene Ontology annotation, cellular component: PcG protein complex; transcription regulator complex.